Messenger RNA from Erigeron canadensis, 1115 nucleotides. Its product is annotated as NADPH-dependent aldehyde reductase-like protein, chloroplastic. Lineage: Eukaryota; Viridiplantae; Streptophyta; Magnoliopsida; Asterales; Asteraceae. The record is from RefSeq and is a predicted model, not a curated record. The coding region runs from base 56 to 892 and encodes 278 amino acids. The transcript is spliced from 2 exons.
GAUAUACUCUACCUCUGAUAAUAACACUCACAUCAACGUAGAAUCAUCUUAAUCAAUGGCAAGCGAAGUCAGCAGUGUUUCAUCAUUCCACACCGCGCAACCUCAGCAGCCCCUCCAACUCCAAGACCGGGUUGCCAUCGUCACCGGGGGAUCUCGAGGCAUUGGCAAAGCUAUAUCACUUCACCUCGCAUCCCUUGGAGCCAAGUUAGUCAUUAAUUACAAUUCCAAUUCCACUCAAGCCGAUCUUGUCGUCUCAGAAAUCAAUUCUAUGUCCCUUUGCCAAGGGAAACAACCAGGACAACAGCGUGCUAUUGCGGUCAAAGCGGAUGUUUCUGACCCGAUGCAAGUGAAAGGGCUAUUUGAUGCUGCUGAAUCCGCAUUUGACUCUCCUUUACAUGUCCUUGUGAAUGCCGCGGGGGUUAUGGACGCUAGCUACAACUCACUCCCCAACUCUUCUCUAGACGAAUUCGAUAGGAUCUUUGCAGUGAACACCAGAGGCGCUUAUUUAUGUUGCAAGGAGGCUGCAAACCGGCUGAAACAAGGAGGUGGAGGGAGGAUCAUUUGUCUGACCACGUCUUUAGUGGCGUCUUUGAGACCAGGGUAUGGGGCAUAUACAGCGUCCAAAGCUGCGGUUGAAGCUAUGGUGAAGAUUCUGGCAAAAGAGCUUAAAGGGACCAAGAUCACCGCUAACUGUGUUGCUCCAGGGCCUAUAGCAACUGACAUGUUUUUUGAAGGGAAAACCGACGCAAUGGUGAAAAUGUCAGUGGAUCAGAUUCCAUUGGGUAGACUUGGGCAGCCGGAGGAUGUUGCUCCGUUGGUUGGGUUCUUGGCGAGUGAUGCCGGUGAAUGGGUUAACGGUCAGAUUGUUCGGGUCAACGGUGGGAUGGUAUAAAAAUCAAGCCCGUUUUCUUUUUCGUCACCACAUUACGUACCUAUGGUUAUAGAGUGUGUUCCGAAAAGAUUUACCUUUCUCAAUUUUCCUUUUGACAAUGUAUGAGUAUUGUACAAAUAAUAGGUGAAAGAUAUGAUAAAAAUGCAGUACAUCAAUGUUGGAACCAACUUCCAUUAAAAGAUCAAUGAAAACUUAAUUAGAAUGCGUAAUCUUUCGUUUCCAA